Messenger RNA from Mercurialis annua (annual mercury), 2879 nucleotides. RefSeq names its product ABC transporter B family member 25, mitochondrial. The record is from RefSeq and is a predicted model, not a curated record. The transcript has 19 exons. Gene Ontology annotation, molecular function: ATP binding; ATP hydrolysis activity; ABC-type transporter activity. Gene Ontology annotation, biological process: intracellular iron ion homeostasis; transmembrane transport. Gene Ontology annotation, cellular component: mitochondrial inner membrane. NCBI's taxonomy places the organism in Eukaryota, Viridiplantae, Streptophyta, Magnoliopsida, Malpighiales, Euphorbiaceae. The coding region runs from base 241 to 2415 and encodes 724 amino acids.
CUUGACCUGAAAUUGAUCUAAGUUCGGGAGUAAAAUGAACUUUGUUACCCAAAAAAAACUUCACCAUCCUCUUAAAAAUUAAAAAACCGCUUAAACCCCUCAAAAUCUUAAAACCACCACCGUCGCAGCCAAUCACCUUCAAUUCGAUCUCCACAGCCUAAUUCUUGUUUUCAUGUCAAUUAUUUUUCCCACUCGCUUAAUCACUUGAAUUCAACAAUUAUUAACCAAUCAAGAACCACAAUGCUAGGAGCAACCGCCCCUGCUUCCAAAUUUUUCCGAUUUAGGGCUCGACAAUUCAUCCUCCUCCGCAAACAUUUUUACAAACCAAGCUUCUUAACCACUAAUAAUCUCAAUUCCAGUCAUCUUCAUCACAGCACCACCACUAGAUUAUACUCCUCCGCUCAAUUUCAAUGGAGACGCCAUCCCAAUGUCAACGCCUUCCUCUCCGAUUCUUCCCAUUCAAAACCGCCACCGCGUGCAAUGAUAAACGCCAGCGUUUUGUUCUCGACCAGUGGACCUGAGAAAAAACCUAAUCCGGCAACCAUCGUGAGUAAACCGUUAGAUGACAAUAAGCAAGUUGCGGAUGUGAAGAUUUUACAAACUUUGGCUAGUUAUUUAUGGAUGAAAGAUAAUUACGAGUUUCGCUUACGAGUUAUUGCUGCUCUUGGUUUUCUAGUUGGUGCUAAAGUUUUGAAUGUUCAAGUUCCUUUCCUUUUUAAACUUGCUGUUGAUUGGUUGACUACUGCUGCCGGCAAUGCUACUGCUCUUGCUUCUUUUACGACGGCGAAUUCCACUGCCAUUGCUCUUUUUGCUACUCCUGCUUCUGUGCUUAUCGGCUAUGGAAUUGCCCGCACUGGGGCUGCGGCUUUUAAUGAAUUGAGGACUGCUGUUUUUUCAAAAGUAGCUCUAAGGACAAUUCGUCAAGUUUCUAGGAAGGUGUUUUCACAUUUGCAUGACUUGGACCUCGCAUAUCAUCUUAGUCGCGAAACUGGUGCAUUAAAUAGAAUAAUCGAUCGUGGUAGCCGUGCAAUAAAUUUUAUUCUCUCUGCAAUGGUGUUCAAUGUUGUACCAACUAUUUUGGAGAUAUCUAUGGUAUCGGGCAUUUUGGCAUACAAGUUUGGAGCCCCUUUCGCUUGGAUCACGUCGCUUUCAGUCGCUGCGUAUGUUACUUUUACAUUGUCUGUAACUCAGUGGCGGACAAAGUUCAGGAAAGUCAUGAAUAAAGCUGAUAAUGAUGCCAGCACAAGGGCCAUUGAUUCCCUUAUAAACUAUGAGACUGUCAAAUAUUUCAAUAACGAAGCUUUUGAAGUUGACAAAUAUGACGAGUUCUUAAAGAGAUAUGAAGAUGCAGCCUUAAAAACACAGCGAAGUCUUGCUUUUCUCAAUUUUGGCCAAAAUGUUAUAUUUAGCACAGCUUUAUCAGUAGCAAUGGUUUUAUGUUCUAAUGGGAUUAUGAGUGGCCAGAUGACAGUUGGCGAUUUGGUUAUGGUAAAUGGACUUCUCUUUCAGCUAUCUCUCCCACUCAAUUUCCUUGGCAGUGUUUAUCGUGAAACCAUACAGAGUCUGGUUGACAUGAAGUCUAUGUUUCAACUCCUUGAGGAGAGAGCUGAGAUUAGAGACAAAGACGAUGCAAAACCACUUAAGUUAAAUGGGGGCAGCAUUCAGUUUGACAAUGUAACCUUCAGUUACCUGGCAGAAAGAAAGAUUCUUGAUGGCAUAUCAUUUGUUGUACCAGCAGGAAAAAGUGUGGCUAUCGUUGGAACCAGUGGCAGCGGCAAGUCGACUAUCCUCCGAUUAGUAUUUAGGUUCUUUGAUACGCAUUCUGGAAAUAUAAUGAUUGAUGGUCAAGAUAUACGAAAUGUAGAAUUGGAUAGUUUACGGAGGUGUAUUGGUGUUGUCCCACAGGAUACAGUGCUUUUCAAUGACACAAUAUACCACAACAUUCAUUAUGGCUGUCUUUCUGCCACAGAAGAGGAAGUCUAUGAUGCUGCUCGACAUGCAGCAAUCCAUGAUACCAUUAUGAACUUCCCUGAGAAGUAUUCUACUGUUGUGGGGGAACGAGGUCUCAAGUUGAGUGGUGGUGAGAAACAGCGUGUGGCAUUGGCUCGUGCAUUUUUGAAAGCACCUCCUAUACUGUUGUGUGAUGAAGCUACGAGUGCGCUGGACAGCACAACAGAAGCUGAGAUAUUAAGUGCACUGAAGUCUUUAGCCAACAACAGAACUUCGGUUUUUGUUGCUCAUAGGCUUACAACUGCAAUGCAAUGUGAUGAGAUAAUAGUUCUGGAGAAUGGGAAGGUGGUUGAGCAAGGACCCCAUGAAGUUCUCUUGACCAAGCCAGGAAGGUAUGCACAAUUAUGGGCACAGCAAAACAGUACUGUGGAUAUCAUUGAUGCAGCGAUUAAAGUGGAAGGGUAACUGUUGCUAUCAUAUUCUCCUACAAUCCUUCCACCUUCUCUAUACCACAUGUAGAGAAAUAUUGGCUUUCCUAUUUUAUUAAGGAAGCCUGUGAAAUGAGGCUAUAAUAUCGAUCAGUUGAUCGGUUUAUUAUAAGCAGGUUGGAUUAUUUAAAUGGUCAUCCAAAGUGGCAACAUUUAUUAUAUCUGGAAGAAAGGAAGCAAUAUGACCUUAAGUAAAAGACAUUUGGAACCGAGAUAACGAAGAGAUGCACGUAAACCUCCAUAAUUUGGCCAAUCACAUAGAUCAAAAGCCAAAGAAAUAAUGUACAACUAUUUUUUGUCCCAUGCCUGUUUGCAGGUGUUAGAUUGGAUGAGUUUAAAGAAAGAACUAUUUCUAAUCAUUGUUGUAUAGUGAUUAUGUACCAAAAAAUAAACAAAUUUUGUAUCAUUACAUAAUAUUUAUGUAUUGUGAAGUUUGUGUCA